Messenger RNA from Diorhabda carinulata, 3563 nucleotides. It is a transcript of the gene SPR, whose product is annotated as sex peptide receptor. Lineage: Eukaryota; Metazoa; Arthropoda; Insecta; Coleoptera; Chrysomelidae. Gene Ontology annotation, cellular component: membrane. The record is from RefSeq and is a predicted model, not a curated record. Gene Ontology annotation, biological process: G protein-coupled receptor signaling pathway. The coding region runs from base 307 to 1473 and encodes 388 amino acids. The transcript is spliced from 4 exons. Gene Ontology annotation, molecular function: G protein-coupled peptide receptor activity.
AAUCUGCUGCGAUCUUUCGCCGCGCUAGCCCGACAUCUGGAAAACGUCCGGACGCGUUUUAAUACAAAAAGCUUUCGUCGUCGGAAACGUAUUACAAACUUUUACCAACUUCUAGCGGGUUCUCUUUAGUGUUUUGUGAAUUUAUGAAAUAUCUUUAGAGGCGUUGUAUAAGCAGAUUGUCAUCGCGUAGAAAAUAAUAGAAGCAUGAAGAAUCAAGCGUGUAUUAAAAAUAUCCCACCUCGACAUUGUAUCCAGUAAUAACGACCAUCAAGUUAACUACUGAUCGAUAAUUCGUCGGAUAACAUCAUGGCCGAAAACGAUACUUACAUAAACCAAGAUAGGACAUCAUCGAAUCUGACACUUCAUGAUUCAAAUUUAUCACAUUUAAACGUAAUAAAUAUCACAACGGAAAUGCCUAUUACGUACGCUAUACCUUUAUAUGGUUACCUAAUGCCUAUCUUACUGAUAAUAACCAUUGUUGCUAAUACGUUGAUUGUAAUAGUAUUGAGUAGAAGGCAUAUGCGUAGUCCUACCAAUGUUGUACUAAUGGCUAUGGCACUGUGCGAUAUGUUCACUUUAUUAGUUCCGUCACCUUGGUUGAUCUACAUGUACACUUUAGGAAACCACUACAGACCCCUAUAUCCAACUGGACUAUGUUACGCAUGGAGUUAUAUGCAUGAGAUUAUUCCGUGCAUUUUUCAUACAUCGAGUAUAUGGUUAACACUUGGUUUAGCAAUACAGAGAUAUAUCUACGUUUGUCAUGCACCGCUCGCAAGAAAAUUCUGCACAUUACCGAACGUAUACAAAAGCGUUGCUGGGGUUCUAAUUGUAGCAACUCUGCAUCAAGUACUCAGAUUUGUUGAUACGGAAUAUACUACAGUUAACAUCACUUGGAACAACAUUACCACUCCAAUAUGUAUUAGAAGACGAGCCGAAUGGAUAAACGAAUAUCUAAAUGAAGACAUUUAUUUUGUGACUUAUUUCAUGUUCCGGAUAUUAUUCGUCCAUCUGCUUCCCUGCAUAUCCUUAGUAAUACUAAACCUACUCUUAUUUAAAGCCCUAAGAGAAGCUCAGAAGAGGAGAGACAUCCUAUUAUCAUCCAAAAAAAAUCAAAAGAAUGAAUGUAAAAAAUUAAGAGAUUCGAAUUGUACAACGCUCAUGCUUAUAGUAGUUGUAACAGUAUUUCUUGUUGUAGAAAUACCAUUAGUAGUUGUUACUAUCUUACACAUAAUAUCUAGUACAGUUUUCGAAUUUCUAGACUACGAUGUUGCGAACACAUUAAUUUUAUUCACAAAUUUUUUCAUCAUAUUAAGUUACCCAAUUAAUUUCGCCAUAUACUGUGGCAUGUCUAGACAAUUUAGAGAAACUUUCAAAGACAUUUUUAUCAAAGAUAUUGGAAACGCCAGAAACGGUUCUUCCAAGUAUUCCAUUGUGAAUGGCCCUAGAACUUGUACUAACGAAACUGUUUUGUAAAAAAAUUGGAAACUCAAAAAAUGAAAAUGUAUGACGCUUAAUAAAUUGGAUUUAACUAUUUUUUGUACAGUCUGUAUAUUUCUACAUUGUCUUUCUGUAAAUAGAUACAUUAAUACAGUAUCAAAAUAAUCUGUGUGACCAAAGAAAAGAUUUAUUUACAUCUAGAAGUCAAACCGGAAUGAAAAGGAAACUAAAAAAUAAUAGAUUUAUUAGCUUCCCGUAUGAUUCCAGCCUUGCUUGUUUAUAAACUAAUUCCUAAUAUAAUUUCGAUUUUAAAGAAUCAAGUAUUUGGAAAUUUUAGAAAACCUAUUUUUAUAUGAAAGAAAGCUCUUUAGAUAAGUUGUUUGGAAUCAACAUUUAGAUUCAUAUAUCAUUGAUCAACUAUAAUUUUUUCAUAUUUUUUCAUAAAUCAAGUGUAUUGAUAUCAAUAUAUAUUUGUUAAAAUGAACUGUCAAACCCCACUUAAUAAGAUUUAAAUAGUUUUUAAAUACAAUAUUAAAAAAGUUUAUGUGAUUCUUUGUUGUGAAAACAGCGAACAAUCAAUAAAUAUGGCUCUGUUGAAUGUAUUGCGUGGUGUUGAUUUCUUCCUACAGGAAGCAUUCGUUAAAAUAAUAUACAAAUCUUUGGAUGAAACUGAUGCAGGACCUUUGGUUGCUUUAAAUUCAAUAGAUGCAGAUCUCAAAAUUUAACUAAAAAAUGUAAAAUUUUUCACGCUUCAUAAGAAAUUAACGAAGCAAGUUGAUUGCAGCUAUAUUUGUCUUUAGGGGAGCUAAUCUUAGACAACAGAAAUUUUUAUAAAUCAACAAUUCAUUUUGACGAAAGCACUUUAAUCAAAAAUGUUGUUUCACCCCCCAAAACUGUCGAGAUUGGAGAAAAACUACAACUAGUGAUAAAUAACUAAUGUUCGACAUUCAAAAUUUUUGGGAAAAAAAAUAUCUCAACUUAUAGCUAUAGAUCAUUCACAAUAACUAUAAUAAAAGAAUUACGAUUAUAUAGGCGAUAUAAAAUAACUUGAAAUGACUUAUAUAUUUUUAGUUUAUCAAUUGAUUUAUAUCUACUUAGAUUAUUACUAAUACUUAUAGCAAAAAAGAAUUAUACAGACGAUACAGAAGUAUGAGAAUAUAUAUGAUAAAAAAAUGAAAUAAUUUUUAGUCCAGCAGUUGGUUUAUUUCUGGUACUCCUUGGUGAUUACUUUAUUUAACCUCUUUCCCCUUCGAAUUUCGCAUAGCACGCCAAUGGGGUCGCUUGCAUUAGCUCCUCUGAAGCAUGGGCUAAGAAUCUCCCUUGAUGACAUAUUUAUCCGUGUAAAUAAUCUUUGAUGUAUCGGGUACAUAAUCACGAGCGUAGAUACAUCCAACUCAAGUGGGAUAUUGGUCGGUCUGGUCGGUUACAGCACUAGGAAGCAGAGUGGUGCCGGUUGGGUUUUAUACUUAAUUAUAACGUAACUACUACGUUGUAACAUAUUUACCACGUUAAGUUGAAUUUGUUGUGGCACCCACACACCACUGCACUCUUGCACGUGCACAGUGCCGCGACCAUUAAGAUUCGAAUUGGUCAGUUGAUAUAGAUAUAUUUAUCUAUAACAAGAAAUGAAUAGUUUGACAAAUGAUUUCAAUAUAAGGUAUAUGAGCUUAGAUAUCAAUUCUAAACAACUUUUCCCAAUAACUUUGUUUUAUAUUUGCCACAUAAAACACUUCUCUCUACAAUUUUUUGGAAAGUUCCGAGGCAUACUUGCACUUUAAAUGUUAAAAAUUAGUUUUUUCGUUAAGCAAGGCUAAACCGUGAAUUAUAUAAAUUGGAAUAGAAAAUGUUUUAUGUCCUACAAGAUUCAUUUCACCCAAACGGGGACUUGUAUGUAUACAUCAUUAUUAUAGCACUGCACUCCUAACUCUGUUAAUUGAAUCCCUGUAAUGAAUUAUUGAGUAGAGUCUCAUCAAUAGGUCUUUGAAAAUCAUUUUUAAUUAAAUGAUGAUGAAGAAAUAUUUUCACCCCAGAUACGAAACGAACUCUAACGCUACGAACGUGAGUCUAGAGAGCCACUCUCGCCCAAGAAAUUGAAAUUUAGAGUUAAAUGGAUGAUUCAGAAAAAA